Cynara cardunculus var. scolymus (artichoke) is the source of this 1087-nucleotide messenger RNA. RefSeq names its product proteasome subunit alpha type-6. The transcript has 9 exons. The coding region runs from base 102 to 842 and encodes 246 amino acids. The record is from RefSeq and is a predicted model, not a curated record. Gene Ontology annotation, cellular component: proteasome core complex; cytosol; nucleus. Gene Ontology annotation, biological process: ubiquitin-dependent protein catabolic process. Lineage: Eukaryota; Viridiplantae; Streptophyta; Magnoliopsida; Asterales; Asteraceae.
CUUGCUUCAGGAUCUUGUCUUGGGAAGAAAGAAAGGAUUCGUGUUCUUGAUUCAAACGGGCAAGUAGAAAAUCAGCGAAGAACGGUGAUCGGAACAUCAUCAUGAGUCGUGGAAGUGGAGGUGGAUAUGAUCGUCACAUUACUAUAUUUUCGCCCGAAGGUCGUCUCUUUCAAGUCGAAUAUGCAUUUAAAGCUGUUAAAGCAGCUGGGGUCACCUCAAUUGGCGUCCGAGGCAAGGACUCCGUCUGUGUUGUGACCCAGAAGAAAGUGCCGGACAAGCUUCUGGAUCCAACCAGCGUUACGCAUCUUUUCCCAGUCACCAAGUUUCUUGGAUUGUUGGCUACUGGAACUACAGCUGAUGCAAGGACCUUGGUUCAACAAGCAAGGAAUGAAGCAGCCGAGUUUCGUUUUAAAUAUGGAUAUGAGAUGCCCGUUGAUGUAUUGGCUAGAUGGAUUGCAGACAAGUCCCAAGUCUACACUCAACAUGCUUACAUGAGACCACUUGGAGUAGUCGCUAUGGUUUUGGGUAUUGAUGAUGAGAACGGACCUCGACUCUUCAAAUGUGAUCCAGCAGGCCACUUCUUUGGUCAUAAGGCAACAAGUGCUGGGUUGAAAGAGCAAGAGGCCAUUAACUUCCUCGAGAAGAAAAUGAAAAAUGAUCCUGAAUUUUCUUACGAGGAGACUGUACAGACUGCGAUUUCUGCUUUGCAAUCUGUUCUACAAGAAGAUUUCAAGGCCAAUGAGAUUGAGGUUGGAGUUGUGCGAAAGGAGAAUCCAGUCUUUCAUGUGCUAUCGACCGAGGAAAUUGAUGAGCACUUGACCGCCGUCAGCGAGCGUGACUAGAUACUGAGCUGAGGUUGGGACUGUUUCCAUGGUGGUGUAUCUCUGCUGAGUGCAUUAGGAAGAAUGUUCACAACUUUAUUGUUCUCGAGUCACCAGCUGUUUCCCAAGUGAAUUAUUCGUAUUUGAAUUGGUGAUGUAGUUUAUUUUCCUUUAAAUGUGCCGAAUUUAUGCUGUAUGGUGACUUAUUUUGAUGAAAAUAGCAAGAACAGUCUCACUAUCUAAUAACCAUACAAUUUUCACUAAAA